Molecule: messenger RNA, 2068 nt
Organism: Xenopus tropicalis (tropical clawed frog)
Lineage: Eukaryota; Metazoa; Chordata; Amphibia; Anura; Pipidae
Gene: tex52
Product: testis expressed 52
Exons: 3
Coding region: 245-964 (239 amino acids)
Source: RefSeq, a predicted model, not a curated record
CCACAGCCUCAGUCCCUUCCCAGAGGCUAUUAUCUCCCUAUGCCCAUGUCACCAUUCUUUCUAGGUGGCCAAUCAGAACUAAACUCAGAUUUUUCCACAUUGUUCCUUUGCCUGUCCCCACCCCAAACACACCCCAGGCUCACGUUGUCCCCAUGACUCCCUACACAAACACACAGACAAAGGGACGGGUGUGGGUGCUGCACUUUCUCCUUGUGGGCUCACGUUGGACCCUUCUACCCUAGUCAUGGCACGUCCUUCAUCUCCGGAGCCUCUGCUGCCGGACCCUACUGUCCAUUAUACUGGUUUCACCCCUCGUGGCCAACACAGGAUUCUUCAACAAAGUCCUUCCAUCACAGAGGCCAAGAUGGACAUGCUGAGAAAAGUGCAGCCCCCCUCAAAGACCAACGUAUCUAUCUGUCCCACCCCCGGGUACCUACUGUGGCUGGAAAUCAGUCGACUGCCCCCGCUCUUGCCACUGCGCCCCGACAAACCCUACGACAGUGCUGUGUGGAGGCAACUAACCGACACCCCCCAGGGUGCCUCGCCCACAGGUCCAAUACCGUCUCCCUCCCGAAUGGAGGACAACACAUGGCAGAAGUUUGUACUGUGCCGCAGCUCCUGGAAACAAGAGAGGGGAUCUCCAAGCCUGAGACUGCUCACCCAGUCUAGAGUGCCCCCUAUGGUUACUCAAGGAAACAUCUUUCCACCUAAGAGGAACGCUAAACAGAGGUCCAUAGAUGGAUUUGGUCCUUCAACGCUUGAUUCCAUCCCAGAGGCACCAGAUCUACCCAGCAACCUGCACCAACCGAAUAAACCCCACAAUAUCUCCCUUCUGGGAAACUCUCCUAAUAGGACAAUGAUCCUGCAGAGGUACAAGGAGCUGCAGGGCGCGGUGAGGAGUGUGGUGCCCAACAACAGCAGGAUGCCAACCCCUGGAGAGUUGCCCCAGGGUAUCGUAAGGUGACAAGCUGUGACAUAGAACAGAGGUCCCCAACCACCAGGCCGAGGACUGUGCUGAACCGGCCACCUCUGGUACCAAUUACCUUUGAUCCCAACUCCAUGACAACUACUAUGUGAAGCCCAGGGAGCUUUCUACUGAUCACCGUCUACAGCAGCGGGUCACAACCUGUGGGUCGGGACCCCCUUGGGGGUGGAAUUACACUUUCACAGGGGUGGCCUAAUACCAUAAAACACAUAUUCCCGAUGGUCUUAGGAAUAAUUUUAUGGUUGGGGGUCACCACAACAUGAGGAACUGUAUUAAGGGGUCACGGCAUUAGGGAGGUUGAGAACCACUGGUCUAGAACCCACAGUUAAGCUGAAGCAGACUUGAGGUACGGUAGUGGUUUGAGGCCCAUUGAUAUUCAGUAUGUGGUAAGGGCCCCCCCUUUUGCUCAGUUCCAAUCAUUUCUAGGGCAGGAAAUCAGUCUCCAGCCCAACGGAAGCCUAAUGGACCUUCCAGAAGUAUCUCUGUCCCUUACUUGUACCAUCAUGUGUGCCACUAAAAAGGUGUUGGGCUUCCAAAGCAGACCAAUUGCAUAGCAGCAUUCAAUUUUCCCCAUGAGCGGAAAGGUGUGUAACCAGUUGUAACCAAAAGGGGGUCUAGAAGAACAUCAAAUAUGUUACAAUCGGGUUUGGGAUGAUCAACUGGAGGAGCACGGGCCAAAGGGAGGACUUCUUGUGGCCCUCAAGCUUCUCAAGAGCUCCAGAGACUGCACAUGUGCGAGGCCUAUGCUACACUAGGAAGGCCUAACCAAUAGGGGCGCCACUUCGCUAGACACCCGGGUAACACUUAUGCCAACCUGAGCAGGUACAUGGGUGGUAAACUACAUAGACUGCACAGGGCAUUGAAUAAAGGCAAGGGGUGCCAGGGAAUGGGGGGGGCGUCUUGAUGAACUUGAUGGACUUAUGCCUUUUUCAACCUAACUUACUAUGUUACUAUGUCUCUCUGAAAAGGAAAGGACCCUGGAUUUGUGUAUUUUAUAAAGGCAUACUGGGGUAAAAGCUGUAAAAUAGCCUAUUGGUCCAUUGUAUCGGCGUCAUUACAAUAUCAGUGAUGUCAUAGAUUUUA